Messenger RNA from Hymenoscyphus albidus, 1365 nucleotides. The record is from the annotation of a GenBank genome assembly. NCBI's taxonomy places the organism in Eukaryota, Fungi, Ascomycota, Leotiomycetes, Helotiales, Helotiaceae.
AUGGGGUCAAAGUCAAGUACAGAGAGUGUUGCGAUCAAAACGCGCAUUCUGCCGGUUAACACCAAUGAUUUGGGUGUUUUUAAAGACAAAGCCACCCUUGAAGAGUGGGAGGUCCCAACGAAGACGCAAAACCUCAAACCCCUCCAAGACGCAGCGAAGCAGCUUCAAAAGAGCAGUAUUCCAGUUGGAUUUCCAACAGAAACUGUUUAUGGACUGGGAGCAGAUGCCACGAGGAGCGAUGCUGUCAAGGGGAUUUACAAGGCCAAGGGAAGGCCGUCGGAUAACCCGCUCAUUAUCCAUGUCUGCGACCUCACCAUGUUGCGAGGCCUUCUGGGGAAACCAGAAUCUGGGAAGGAUUCAAUCCCUGAAAUAUACCGGGAUCUGAUCAAGAAGUUCUGGCCGGGUCCAUUGACAAUUCUUCUGCCCAAUCCCACACCCAGGAUUCUAGCACCGGAAGUUACUGCUGGGUUAGAGACCUUUGGAGCACGUAUGCCAGACUCCCCUCUGGCUCUCUCACUCAUCAAGUUGGCCGGUGUACCUCUCGCUGCUCCUUCUGCAAAUGCCUCUACGAAGCCUUCCCCUACGACAGCCGAACACGUUCGCUAUGAUCUCGAUGGAAAAAUCGAGCUCAUACUCGACGGUGGAGCAUGCCAAGUUGGAGUAGAGAGUACUGUUGUCGACGGACUUUGCGAUCCGCCUGUUUUGCUAAGGCCAGGAGGUCUAAGUAUCGAUCGAAUCAAGGAAUGUGCCGGCUGGGAAAACGUGGUCAAAGGAUAUAAAGACCAGAGCGAAUUGGGCUCAAAAGCCCCACGCGCUCCUGGGAUGAAGUACAAGCACUACAGUCCCAAGGCAAAAGUCGUUUUGUAUGAAAGUUCAUCACAGGAAUCCUCCACUGGACUACCGUUGAAAGCUCGAAACGCAAUUUUACAAGGGGAAAUUGCAUCGGAUAGUUCAAUUGGAAGCUCAACUCCUACAAUCGGCAUUGUCAGUACUCGUAAUUGGGUAGAUUGGGCGGGAUUCGAUCACGAAGAAUCUGAUGCGGACAAAGUCAGCCAUGUCAUCCUUUCAACGGACGAAGCACUUUUGGAGGGCACAUCUGGUCCAUUGAAAUUUGGACAGCUCUUUUCCGGCCCCUCUACAAGGGCAACCCGAACCCCCAAAAAACAUGAAGUUGCCAUCCUGAUUGGGAUAUCUCUGGGGAGUGAUACUAAGGAUAUCGCGCACGGACUAUUUUCUGCACUGAGAGAACUAGACAAGAGAAAUGUCGAUGUCAUCUACGUGGAAGGUAUCGAUGAUGAAGGGAAUAUUGCGGCAGCAGUUAUGAAUAGACUCCGCAAGGCAGCUUCUGUCAUUGAGAAACCAUAG